Molecule: messenger RNA, 927 nt
Organism: Racocetra fulgida
Lineage: Eukaryota; Fungi; Glomeromycota; Glomeromycetes; Diversisporales; Gigasporaceae
Source: the annotation of a GenBank genome assembly
AUGCACUCCAAAGUUGUGAUUAUAGGUUCAGGUCCGGCGGGACACACUGCAGCACUUUACUUGUCCCGAGCAACUCUAGAACCGGUUAUGUUUGAAGGACUUUUUGCGAACGGCUUUGCUCCCGGUGGUCAACUUACUACAACUACCGAUGUAGAAAAUUAUCCUGGCUUUCCUGAAGGAAUUAUGGGAGGGGAAAUGAUGGAUAAAUUUCGGGAACAAAGCAUUAGAUUUGGCACAAAAAUAAUCACUGAAACUGUAUCAAAAGUUGAUCUUUCAACGCGCCCAUUUAAAUUUUGGCGUGAAAAUCAUGAAGAUAAAGAGCCUGAUACUGCUGAUUCACUUAUUAUUGCAACAGGCGCAGCUGCAAAAAGAUUGAAUCUUCCUGGAGAAGAGAUAUAUUGGCAAAAAGGAAUCUCUGCAUGUGCUGUUUGUGAUGUAGUUGGUGGUGGUGAUUCUGCCGCUGAGGAAGCUACAUUUCUUACAAAAUUUGGAUCACAUGUAUUUGUAUUAGUUCGUCGAGACAAACUUCGAGCAUCAAAAGUGAUGGCGAAUCGAUUACUUUCAAAUCCAAAUAUUACAGUGCUUUGGAACACUAUUGCUAUUGAAUGCAAGGGUGAUGGAAAUGUACUAAAUCUUUUGAUUACGAAGAACACUAAAACCGGUGAAAUAAAAGAUUUGCCGAUAAAUGGUCUGUUUUAUGCAAUUGGUCAUGUACCAGCUACUGAUUUGGUUAAAGGACAAUUAAAGUUAGAUUCGGACGGUUACGUUAUCACUGAACCGGACAGUACUUGUACGAGCGUAGAUGGUGUUUUCGCUGCGGGUGACGUGAAAGACAAGAGAUACAGGCAGGCGGUCACAAGUGCAGGUUCUGGGUGUAUGGCUGCAUUAGAAUGCGAACGUUGGUUGAGCGAACAUUUACCAGAAUAA